Sturnus vulgaris (Common starling) is the source of this 4538-nucleotide messenger RNA. The record is from RefSeq and is a predicted model, not a curated record. Lineage: Eukaryota; Metazoa; Chordata; Aves; Passeriformes; Sturnidae.
AAAACAGUGGAAGGAACAGAGAAGUGCUUUGUGGCUCCAGCUCUGAACGUUGCUCUCUUGACCUUGGAAUUAUUGGGAGAUUUUCCUGAGGACAGAAAGGAGUGGAGUGAAGGAUCAGCCAUGGCACAUUUUGGGAGGAUGCCCUUCUCACACAGUGAAUUUUGGGAGGGGCAGCCUGGGCCCCAAGCAGCUCAUCGUGGUUCUGAUGGAAGGAUCCCCCUGGGAUUUGAUCCAAUAAUUGAUGAAGUCAACAACGAAUUCAUUUUUUACGGUUCAUCCCACCCACAUCCUCACGAAGAAAUGUUUUUCCCAUCAGAUUUUUCCACGAGGAAUGUGCCUGGCCAUCACCUCCACGGUCACCCUGUGGUGUCCCAUGGAGAGCUUUUCCCUGGCAAUCCAGGCACAGUUCUGGGCUCCAGAUCUCCUCCAGUGCCUGCCUGCGUGCUGGAUUCCCAGCAGGGACAGCUCCACGGCAGGCAGAGUGCAAAUUCAGCUCCCAGUGUGGAAAGGAGCAGCACAAAUCUGGAGUUUCAGAUAGGCUUUGACAGUCUGGGUGCUCCAAAUCCUGUUUUCUUAGACAAUGAUCCAUUUGGACAAAAAGUGAGAGAAGAAAGUGGGAAUGGGGAAGUUUUUUUAACCAACAAUUCCAGAAGAUGCAGCAUAGGUCCUACCCAUCCCCAGGGCUCUGGACAUAACACAGAGGCUGCAGGUUGGUCAAUCCAGCUGGUUGAAGCAGAUCGAGGAAGUAAUGAAAACAUUGCUGGUUUUUGCAAGGCAGUGGAGAAGGCACAAAGGUGCAGCUCACGUGGCUUUUUAAGUGACUUGGGCAGCAGCUCUGAGGCUGGAGCUGGCUGUAUCACUCACGACUUAAUUGUGGAGAUCCUCCGUGUCACCAAUCAAUACCCAGCCCGGCAGGAAUGGCUGCUGAGUGUUUGUGGCUCUGAUGAAUUCCUACAAAACAAUUGUACUUUGGGAAGCCACGAAAUUCUUCGCAAGGCAACGCCCUGCAUCCAGCUCCGCCUGCACCGCGCCGGGGAUUCCGGGCAAAGUCUGGCUCGAACAGCUGGGGAUGACCAAAGGAGGUUCGGUGUGAAUGAGCUCUUAGGAGACAUCUGUGCCUGGAGACUGCUUUGGCAGAACCUUGUCUCCGUUAUUCUGAAUUACAGAGGUCAAGUGGAAUAUCUGCUGCAAAAUGAGAACAAUGUUGAUAAUGUGAUUGAAGCAGCUAAAUCCAUCUGCAGUGUGCUGUGUUUUGUGGAAACCAGAGAAAUUACUGAUGCAGUCAGGAAACUCCAUGCUUUGGUGAAAGCACAGGGUUCUCUUCAAAGUGUGGAAACGCCAGGCAAAGGGUUAAUAGAGGCUGCUGUGACUGAGCUCUCCAUGGCCAUCUCUCACCUCAUCCAUGUCUACAGCAGCAGCUUUGAUGCAAAUUUCCAGCUUGCCAGCAUACCUAAGAGCCCUUCACGUGCAGACAUCAGCCCAAAUUCCCAGCUGAGCUUCACUGUUUGUGCUGCCCACAACAUCCCAGAGGCCUGGGUGAGCAGCUACAAAGUUUUCUCUUUUUCCUGUUUGCUAACUUAUGCUGGGAAGACAAUAUGUCAAGUGAAGAUUUGCAAAAAUACUCCAGUAAAAAAAUCCUUCUUUUUCCUGGAAACAAUUGCACACCUUUAUCUGCUAUCUGUGAAUGGCAGGGAGCAGCUUCUUUAUUUCUGGCCAGAGUUCUUCCCCUUCUUCUCACUUGGCUCAGCCUCCUACAGCCACAGAGGGUGGCACCAACUGGGUAAAUUCAGGGUCAACUUCCCUCUACGAAUAAAGGCUCUCCCAAGGGAAACUAUGCUGAUAAUAAAACUACUGGGAGUAAACAGCACCUCCAAAACCACAGAAGUGCUUGCUUGGACGUGUUCCCCAUUGUAUGCAAAAGAGAGGCUCAUCCACGGUUCCGUGCUGCUCAGCAUGGCCCUGCACAGCCCAGUCCCCAGCGCAGUGAGCAGCCCUGGCAUCUGCAGCACUGAGACACCAACCUCGCUCACCCUGCAGAUCGACUUCCCAGAAACUGAUUUGGAGUUCAUUAAACCUGAAGCUGAAGAAAGAAGAGGUGAUCUCGUGGAGCCAAGCCAAGAGUGCCUGCAGCACAUUGCAAAGUUUUCACAGAAACAUUCUCUCUUGCUCCUCUCAGAGCAGCAGAGAAGGAUCCUGUGGUUCUCUCGCUCCUCCUGCAAUAGCCAGAGCUGCUCCCUGCCCCUGGUGCUGGGCAGUGCACCCAGCUGGGACAGCACCACCGUGUCAGAAAUGCACACCCUGCUGAGGAAAUGGACAUUUUCUCACCCUCUAGAGGCACUGGGGCUGCUGACUUUCAGUUUUGCAGACCAAGAUAUUCGCAGGGCAGCAGUCCAGCAAAUAGAAAAUGUGUCAAAUGAUGAAUUGUUGGAAUACCUCCCACAGCUGGUGCAGGUGCUCAAGUUUGAGUGGAGUCUUGAAAGCCCUCUGGUGGAGCUCCUGCUGCAUCGUUCUCUGCAGAGCAUCCAAGUAGCCCACCAGCUUUACUGGCUGCUGAAGAAUGCACAGAACGAAGUUCAUUUCAGAAUGUGGUAUAAGAAACUACUGGCUGCUCUCCAAUUCUGUGCUGGACAAGCCCUGAACAAUGAGUUUUCUAAGGAAGAAAAACUCCUCCGAAUUCUGGAAGACAUUGCCACAAAAGUGAAAGCUGCCAGUGACCCAAAAAGAAAGGAGGUGUUGCACGUGGAGCUCAGCAGGCUGCAGCAGUUCCUGCAGCAGGUGAAGCUCUGCCGGCUCCCCCUGAGCCCCGCGCUCGUCGUGCAGGGCAUAGAGGCAGAUUCAUGUUCUUAUUUCACAUCCAAUGCUUUUCCCUUGAAAAUCUCCUUCAUCAAUGCGAAUGCUCCAAGUGGAAACAUCAAUGUUAUUUUUAAGAUAGGUGAUGAUCUACGUCAAGAUAUGUUGGUUCUGCAAAUUGUUCGAGUGAUGGACAACAUUUGGCUCCAAGAGGGACUGGAUAUGCAAAUGAUCAUUUAUAGGUGUUUAUCUACAGGGAAAGGACAAGGGCUGGUACAGAUGGUGCCAGAUGCUACCACACUAGCAAAGAUCCACAGGGAGUCUGGGCUGAUAGGACCACUGAAAGAAAACACAAUUAAAAAAUGGUUUCACCAUCACCAUCCUCUGGAAUCGAGUUACCAAGAGGCCAUAAGGAAUUUCUUUUAUUCCUGUGCUGGCUGGUGUGUUGUUACCUUCAUCCUGGGAGUCUGUGAUCGACACAGUGACAACAUCAUGCUGACAAAAGCUGGCCACAUGUUCCACAUCGAUUUUGGAAGAUUCCUGGGUCAUGCACAGAUGUUUGGAAGCAUUAGAAGGGACAGAGCUCCCUUCAUCUUCACAUCAGAGAUGGAAUAUUUCAUAACAGAGGGUGGGAAAAACCCCCAGCGUUUCCAGGAGUUUGUGGAGCUUUGUUGUCGAGCUUAUAACAUAGUCAGGAAACACAGCCAGCUCCUCCUGAACCUGCUGGAGAUGAUGCUGCAUGCAGGAUUGCCUGAGCUGAGCAGCCUCCAGGAUCUGAAAUAUGUGUAUGAUAACCUCCGUCCUCAGGACUCAGAGCUGCAGGCUACAAGCUACUUUACAAGGAAAAUAAAGGAGAGUUUGGAGUGCUUCCCUGUGAAACUCAACAACCUGAUCCACACCCUGGCACAGAUGUCAGUGGGGAGCUCUGCACAGCCCCCAGCCCCAGAGCCUGUCCCCCAGGAGUGGAUGGUGCUGCACACUGAGGGCUCAAUUGCAAGGGCCACCAUUCUGGGAUUCAGCAAAAAGCCACACCCUGUAUAUCUCAUCCAGGUGGUGCAAACCUGCAGUGUGGUCACCUUCGUGGAAAAAUCAUUCGAGCAGUUCUCAAAACUUCACAGCAACCUCCAGAAGCAAUUCCCAUCUCAUGGCCUGCCAGAGUUUCCCCACUCAUGGCAUUUGCCUUUCACAGAUCUUGAGCACAAAAGAGUGAAGGAUUUGAACCUCUACCUGAAGCAGCUAUUAAGUGGUUCCAGGAAAGUGGCUAAUAAUGAGCUUGUACUCAGCUUCUUCCUCAAUUGGUCCAAAAAUACCUUGGCAGAAGAUUCAUCAUCUCUGACCUCAGGUCCUCAGUCAGCUGGCCACAAGCCUGGAGUACAACUGGUCAUAUCCUACGAGAACACCUGUCUGACAAUAAUGCUGAAACACAUGAGGAACCUCCACCUCCCAGAUGGCUCUGCCCCAAGUGCACACGCUGAAUUUCAUCUUCUGCCAGACCCUUAUGGGGUCAGCAGAAGGAAAACAAGAACAGCUCCAAAAGGCUCUGACCCUACUUACAAUGAACUUAUUGUGUAUGCCAGAGUCACAGAGCUCCAAGGCCGUGUGCUGAAGCUGGUUGUGAAAAGCAAAGGAACCUUGGUGGGAGCUGUUAACAUCCAACUGAGCAGUGUCCAGUUCAAUGAAGAAAAGUGGUACCCACUGGGAAACAGUGUCAUUUAAAUGUGAAAUGAUUCCAUUCUUUGCCCAUUAAU